Messenger RNA from Lolium perenne, 2473 nucleotides. RefSeq names its product formate--tetrahydrofolate ligase. NCBI's taxonomy places the organism in Eukaryota, Viridiplantae, Streptophyta, Magnoliopsida, Poales, Poaceae. Gene Ontology annotation, molecular function: ATP binding; formate-tetrahydrofolate ligase activity. The record is from RefSeq and is a predicted model, not a curated record.
CAAGGAGAAGAUUUGGAGCAGAGGUGCGGUGAAAAAAAUAGUUUCUUGCAGUGAUAUAUAGUCCGAGAAAGAGACCUAGCAGGGGAUUAAUUCAAGGUAUUUUCGGGAGUCCAUUAUUGGAGCUGUGCCAUGGAUCUGCCUGCCCCACCAACCAAUCAUCCCAAACCUUUAUCCUCCGUUAUCCUACGCCGCCGCCGUCCUGGAAUAAACAAGUGCUCCGCGAGCCAACAGCGACUCGUCUCGCCUCCACCACUCCCUCGCCACCACUCGCUGCAGCUGCUUCGACCUGACCCGCCUGGACGCGCGCAAUCCGUGGUCGCGAGAUCCGGCACCGGCACCGUCGCCGCGCCACCGCUGCCGAUGACGACGCCCGCGCCGAACCCGACCAUCCGGAGGCUCGACGUGGCCUCGCCGGUGCCGGCGGACAUCGACAUCGCCAACUCCGUCGAGCCGCUCCACAUCGCCGACAUCGCUGCCGAGCUCGGCAUCCCGCCGGAGCACUACGACCUCUACGGCAAGUACAAGGCCAAGGUGCUCCUGUCGGUUCUUGACCAGCUGCAGGGGCAGCAGGAUGGGUACUACGUGGUGGUCGGCGGCAUCACGCCGACGCCGCUCGGGGAGGGCAAGUCAACCACCACCGUCGGGCUGUGCCAGGCGCUGGGGGCGUUUCUUGAUAAAAAGGUUGUCACUUGCGUCCGUCAACCAUCGCAAGGGCCUACCUUUGGAAUCAAGGGGGGUGCUGCUGGAGGUGGCUACAGUCAAGUUAUACCCAUGGAUGAGUUCAAUCUCCAUAUGACUGGAGAUAUCCAUGCAAUUACAGCUGCAAACAAUCUUCUUGCUGCUGCGAUUGAUACAAGGAUUUUCCAUGAGAAUUCUCAAUCAGACAAAGCUCUAUUCAAUAGAUUGUGCCCACCAAACAAAGAAGGGAAAAGGCGUUUUGCUGAUGUAAUGAUUCGACGCUUGAUAAAGCUUGGCAUUUCAAAGACAAAUCCAGAUGAGCUUACACCAGAAGAAGUCAGACGUUUUGCAAGGCUUGAUAUUGACCCUGCGUCCAUCACCUGGAGACGGGUAAUGGAUGUUAAUGAUCGCUUCCUGCGCAAAAUCACAGUUGGACAAGGGCCUGAAGAAAAAGGUAUGGUGAGAGAAACAGGCUUUGACAUAUCAGUGGCAAGUGAGAUAAUGGCUGUAUUAGCUCUUACAACCUCCCUUGCUGACAUGAGGGAAAGGCUUGGAAGAAUGGUCAUAGGGAACAGCAAGGCUGGUGAGCCGGUUACUGCUGAUGAUCUUGGUCUUGGAGGUGCUUUGACUGUCCUAAUGAAAGAUGCUAUUCAUCCCACCCUCAUGCAAACACUUGAAGGCACUCCAGUGUUAGUGCAUGCUGGACCUUUUGCUAAUAUUGCUCAUGGGAACUCUUCCAUAGUUGCUGAUAAGAUUGCGUUGAAGUUGGUUGGGAAGGGUGGCUUUGUUGUUACAGAAGCUGGUUUUGGUGCAGAUAUUGGAACUGAGAAAUUCAUGGACAUAAAGUGUAGGUAUAGUGGAUUGGCGCCACAGUGUGCCAUUAUUGUGGCCACAAUUAGGGCUCUUAAAAUGCAUGGAGGGGGGCCAGAUGUUGUUGCUGGGAAGCCUUUAGAUCAUGCAUAUGUGAAUGAAAAUGUGGGUCUUGUUGAAGCUGGAUGUGUCAAUCUUGCUAAGCACAUCUCAAACACAAAGAGUUAUGGUGUCAAUGUUGUAGUUGCAAUCAACAAAUUUGCAACAGAUACCGACGCUGAAAUGGAAGCUGUGAAAAAUGCGGCUAUGGCAGCUGGUGCUUUCGAUGCUGUUGUCUGCUCCCAUCAUGCACACGGUGGUAAAGGAGCGGUUGAUCUUGGACUUGCAGUUCAACGAGCAUGUGAAAGUCAGGCAGAGCCCCUGAAGUUUUUAUAUCCCUUGGAGUCUAGCAUAAAGGAGAAGAUCGAGUCAAUAGCUAAUUUCUAUGGUGCUAGUGGUGUUGAAUACUCUGAACAGGCUGAAAAGCAGAUCGAGAUAUACACCAAGCAGGGCUUCUCCAACCUCCCGAUAUGCAUGGCGAAAACUCAGUACUCCUUUUCGCAUGUCCCAUCCAUGAAGGGCGCACCCUCUGGCUUUGUUCUGCCGAUAAGAGACGUGCGGGCCAGCAUCGGAGCCGGCUUCAUCUAUCCACUCGUCGGCACCAUGAGCACAAUGCCCGGUCUUCCUACAAGGCCCAGCUUCUAUGAAAUCGACAUCGACACAGCCACCGGGAAAGUCAUGGGUCUCUCAUGAGCUUUGCCAGCACCAUCUGUGGAGUGGGCUGUGCUGUCGCGAAAUUAGAUGUGUGCAGUUUCAGUUUUUUGGACAUUCCUGAAAGGUAGAAUAAAUAAAGAGCCAGAUCGGCUUUGUGCGAUUGUAGAAGACUGGUGUUGCAUUUCAGUUACCUGAUGGCUGUCAAUUUGGUUGAACCUUGCUGUUGUGCUCA